CUGAGUGUGAAGGAGACAGGGAGGGACCAUCUCUGAGUCACCAUCCCUGGAUGUGUUUAGAAGUCAUCUAGAUGUGGUGCUUGGGGACAUGGCUGAGUGCUAGACUUGGUGGAGCAGGGUUAAUGGUUGAGCUUGGUGAUCUUGAAGGUCUUUUCCAGCCUAAGUGAUUCUGUGACUUUGGGGGCAGCAAUUUGGAGGGGGCUGGGAGGACAGAGACACACCAGUGACUUUAACAACAGGGUCUUGUUCCUGCUUGGGAAAUUGGGGAAGGCAGAGGAUGGGACGUGGUGUAAAUGGGGCAGGCUGGGGGGGAACAGUCUGCCUUUCUUCUGUCCCAGAGCUGGGGUGGCAGAGCUGUGGGUUUAGAGUCCUGGUGAUGGGCACUGCUGGGGGCUGGAGGGAUGAGAAGCAAAAAGGUCAGCAUGACCCUUCAGUGCUGCCUCAGCUGAGAAGUCACUCGAGGAGAAGAUUACUUCACUUUUCAGCUCUCGCUGUGGACAUGGUGACUGAGCAGUGGCUUCCAGUGACAGGCAGACAGAGACAGCUGCUCCUGAGAGGUUAGCAGGAACAGCCUGGUGGGGUCCAUCUCGGAUAGACACGGAUGAUGCCAGAGCUAUGACAGGGAUUGCAGUCUUGGCACUGAGGGGUGAUCAAUUAUGGAACAACUACAGGAGGAAGUACCUGAGGUCAAGGAAGAGGAAGAGGAAGAGGCAGUGAGGGUGGCAAGUGGAGCCUCGGACCCAGGUGGAGGACCAGACAGCUUGCUGCCUUCAAGCAGCUACACUGACAUUUCACAGAGCUCCUCUCCCUCCCUGUCGGACCAGCUGCAGAUAGGCUGCGAGGAGGCGGCCUCGGGAGCGCUGAGCGUGGAGUGCAGGGUCUGCGGAGACAAAGCCUCGGGGUUCCACUACGGCGUGCACGCCUGCGAGGGCUGCAAGGGUUUCUUCCGCCGGACGAUCCGCAUGAAGCUGGAGUACGAGAAGUGUGAGCGGAGCUGCAAGAUUCAGAAGAAGAACAGGAACAAGUGCCAGUACUGCCGCUUCCAGAAGUGCCUCUCCCUGGGCAUGUCACAUAACGCAAUCCGCUUUGGCCGCAUGCCCGAGGCAGAGAAGAGGAAGCUGGUGGCGGGGCUGACGGCGAGUGAGAUCAGCUGCCAGAACCCCCAGGUGGCUGACCUGAAAGCUUUCUCCAAGCACAUCUACAACGCCUACCUGAAAAACUUCAACAUGACCAAAAAGAAGGCGAGAGGUAUCUUGACCGGGAAGGCCAGCAGCACCCCACAGCCUUUUGUGAUCCACGACAUGGACACCUUGUGGCAGGCAGAAAAGGGGCUGGUGUGGAAGCAGCUGGUGAACGGCAUCCCCCCCUACAAGGAGAUCGGGGUGCACGUCUUCUACCGCUGCCAGUGCACCACGGUGGAGACCGUGAGGGAGCUGACAGAGUUUGCCAAGAGCAUCCCCAGCUUCGUCGGCCUCUACCUGAACGACCAAGUGACUCUGCUGAAGUACGGGGUGCACGAGGCCAUCUUUGCCAUGCUGGCCUCCAUCAUGAACAAGGAUGGGCUGUUGGUGGCCAACGGGAACGGCUUCGUGACGCGCGAGUUCCUGCGCAGCCUGCGCAAGCCCUUCAACGAGAUCAUGGAGCCCAAGUUCGAGUUUGCUGUGAAGUUCAAUGCGCUGGAGCUGGAUGACAGUGACUUGUCCCUCUUUGUGGCUGCCAUUAUCCUGUGUGGAGACCGUCCCGGCCUGAUGAACGUGAAGCAGGUGGAGGAGAUCCAGGACAACAUCCUGCGAGCGCUGGAGUUUCACCUGCAGUCCAACCACCCGGAUGCCCAGUACCUCUUCCCCAAGCUGCUGCAGAAGAUGGCUGACCUGAGGCAGCUGGUGACAGAGCACGCCCAGCUGGUGCAGAAGAUCAAGAAGACUGAGACAGAGACAUCUCUGCACCCGCUUCUGCAGGAGAUCUACAAGGACAUGUACUAAGGACCUGUUAUUUAUGAGAAUGAAGCCAUGGAUUCCCAUCAAGACUCUUUGUACAGAAACAAAGACAACCUUUCCCCACGUCUUCCAUUUCUUCUACUGGAAACUCUUUUCUACAUGACCCCCACGUAAGGUACCACAGGGUGAGAGGCUGGGAGGUUGUGCAGGCACCGCUGGGCUUCCCUUAACACACACUAACACACCUCCCAAGGCAAAUCAUAAGCUACUGUUUCCGUUACUACAGCCCAGCCCUUCAGCUGCUCCCCCCAGGGGCCUCUGGGGCAACCAGCUGGUUUACAUGGCCCGGGCAGUGGGAAAUCCUGUAACAGUUUGGGAAUGGUGUGGGAUGCUGAGCUCGCGGGGAGACCCCGUGGGACCAGCCCCCACACUUGCAGUGUGUCUUUAUUUUCUUUCUUAUAUUGCACUCCGAAGGUGGAGUCCUGAGCCGUGGGGCCCAGGGCAGUGUUAAAAGUCUUUUUCUCUUUCCCAAAGAAAAAGGCAGAGUGUUUGAAGACGGGCAGGGCUGUCCCAGCUGAGACCCUCUGCUGCCCCCUCCCAAUCACUGUGCAGCUUAUUCCUGUCUCCCUGAGGGAAUCGUGGGAUCUCUGCCUUCCCCUGCGUGCUGUGUGGAAGCCCUGGCACCCCCGUUUCAGAGGGAGCCUGCCCCUCAGCACUGCAGUGUGAGAGAGGGAGGGAUGGGGAGGUGGGAGGGAAAGGCUUUGGCUCAUAAAAAUUCACCCUCAGAGCAGAGGCCAGAUCCUGUUGGCCUCCCCAGGCAGUUCUGUACAGGUGUGAGCUACGAGAAGGUCCGUGCAGGGCCAGAGGCGAGGUGGGGUGUAGGUGGCCAGGCUUGGGGCUUGUCCUGCAGUUCCCUUCCAAGCCCCGGGGGGCUCUGGGGGCUUUGCAGGGCAGUGUGUGGCAGCAGAGUCUCCUCAGCAGCACCCACUGAGCACGGGAGCAAGCAAAGAGGAAAGCAAAGUCACAGGGAGCUCACAGAGCUCAUCAUGCUGACAGGGCACUGGUCUGUCUGUCGACUGCCCUGCCUCAGUUUCCCCUCUAUGAAAGGGAGCUGGAUUGUCAAGCUGCUCUCUGCUUGGAGCAGGAAGAUGAGGAUUAAUCAGUGCAUUGGUUGCAAAGAGCUUUGCAGCUGUAAACCACAGUAUAAAUGCCAAGGAUUUAUAAAAGAGGAGCGAGGGGGUGGGUCAGGGGGGUGGCCCUGCCCUCCUCUACCACCACCCUGAGUGUGGGGAGAGCUCCAGGUUUUGGGUCUGCUGAAACCCAGAGCUGCUCUGGGACUUUCCUUCUCAACUUCCUGCAGAUGCAGUGAAACCCACGGUACUGCCCAGGACUGGGAUCUGGCCCCUGGGCAGGGGCUGCGUCACCCGGGUCCUGGGAGAGAGGACAGACCUGGGAAGGGCUCGUGCCCUUCUUGGGAUGAUGGUGGGAAGGGCUCAGUCCCCUCUUGGGAUGACAGUGUCUGACCUAAGAAGUGGCACUUGCCCACCUGCAGCUCGUGGUCCUGUGAGUCCUGAGCAGCAGCCUUAUUAAAACACUGCUAUUCCCAAGGAGGGGUUGUGGGAGCAAAUGAAGACGGUUUUAGUUUCCUUUCCUCCUCUUCAGGGUAGCAGGUUUCCCUGGUGCAAUAAUUCCUUUAAAACCCAAAGGGGAACAGCACUGGGCUUCCCCUCCGUGUCCCAGGCCUGGCUGGUCCCACAACCUGCCCCAGCUGCCACCCUCCUGUUCCUUGCCGUGCCUCAGUUUCCCCCUGCCCGCCCAGCCCCCUCCCUUCCCUACCUCGCAGGGCUGUUACCAGUUACCGUUUCUAAAGCACUUUUAAGCCCUUUGUGCGGGACAGAGCCCCGGGGGAUUUGUCCUUCCUGAAGCCCCCGGUGACCCCCCCGGGGCCAUGGCCGGUGUGUGGGGCUCGGUGUUCAUCACCCGGGGCAACUUUUUGCUCUUCCCUCCUCAACAGUGUAACAACCCUCAAACUGAAAUGUAUAUUUUUGCUAGAAGUACAAACCUCCAAGUGUUUUUAAUAAUAUAAAUAGUGUCCACAAACUGACUUGACUUUAAAUAAAACUGAACUAAAUAUUUAAGAA
Molecule: messenger RNA, 4078 nt
Organism: Apus apus (common swift)
Lineage: Eukaryota; Metazoa; Chordata; Aves; Apodiformes; Apodidae
Gene: PPARD
Product: peroxisome proliferator activated receptor delta
Exons: 8
Coding region: 657-1982 (441 amino acids)
Biological process (GO): regulation of lipid metabolic process; negative regulation of transcription by RNA polymerase II; cell differentiation
Cellular component (GO): nucleus
Molecular function (GO): nuclear receptor activity; RNA polymerase II cis-regulatory region sequence-specific DNA binding; zinc ion binding
Source: RefSeq, a predicted model, not a curated record